Xiphias gladius (swordfish) is the source of this 2484-nucleotide messenger RNA. It is a transcript of the gene ampd1, whose product is annotated as adenosine monophosphate deaminase 1 (isoform M). Gene Ontology annotation, cellular component: cytosol. The record is from RefSeq and is a predicted model, not a curated record. Gene Ontology annotation, molecular function: AMP deaminase activity. Bases 1 to 2190 code for a protein of 729 amino acids. NCBI's taxonomy places the organism in Eukaryota, Metazoa, Chordata, Actinopteri, Istiophoriformes, Xiphiidae. Gene Ontology annotation, biological process: AMP metabolic process; IMP salvage. The transcript is spliced from 16 exons.
AUGCCUAAAGUUUUAGUGCCAGGUUCACAGAAGACCGAUGACCAGAUGCGGGCUUUUGCGGAGAAGGUCUUUGCGUCUGAGACCAAAGACGAGAACAUCCGCGAUGAGAUCUCCAUGUUUGAUGUGGCUGAAGACUGUCCCAUAAUCCACAAUGAGAUGGCCCACCAUCUGCACACUCAGGAUGACGCUAAGAAACGCAAGAGGCUCCAGCAUUGCCACACCAUAGCUGCUGCACAGGCAAAUGCUAUCCCAGAGAUGUCCUUGGCGCUCACCUACCUGGAAGUGCCUGACUUCCAGAGAGUGGCCAUCAUUGGAGACUAUGCCUCUGGGGUGACCAUGGAUGACUUUGAGCUGUCCUGUAAGGGUCUCUACCGCGCCAUGACCAUCAGGGAGAAAUACAUGAGGCUGGCCUAUCAGCGCUUCCCACGGACGACCUCCCAGUACCUGCGUGAGAUUGAGGGAGAGACCUUCAAACCUGAGGAUCAGUUGCAGCCAGUGUUCACACCUCCUCCAAAGAAUGGGGAGGACCCCUUUGACACCAAGGGUUUGCCAAAGAAUCUGGGCUAUGUUGCUCGAAUGAAGGACGGUCUCAUCUACGUGUACAACGACGCUGCAGCUGCUGACCAACAUCAGCCCAAAGACCUGCCCUGCCCUGACUACGACACCUUCAUCGAUGAUAUGAACUUCCUCAUUGCCCUCAUUGCACAGGGCCCAACAAAGACUUACACUCACCGCCGUCUCAAGUUCCUCAGAUCCAAGUUCAACGUGCAUGAGAUGCUGAAUGAGAUGGAGGAGAUGAGGGAGCUGAAGUUGAACCCCCACAGGGACUUCUACAACUGUAGGAAGGUUGACACCCACAUCCACGCUGCCGCUUGCAUGAACCAGAAACACCUGCUGCGCUUCAUCAAGAAGUCUUACCAUGUGGACGCCGACCGCAUCGUGCACAAACUUAAAGGCCGGGAGGUCACCAUGAAGGAGCUCUUUGAUUCCCUCAACCUGCACCCUUACGACCUCACUGUGGACUCACUGGAUGUGCACGCUGGCAGACAAACUUUCCAGCGUUUCGACAAGUUCAAUGCCAAGUACAACCCCGUGGGAGCCAGCGAGCUGCGUGACCUGUACCUGAAGACAGAGAACCACAUCAGUGGAGAGUACUUUGCCACUAUUAUCAAGGAAGUAGCCAGUGACCUGGAGGAUGCUAAGUACCAGUACGCUGAACCUCGUCUGUCUAUCUAUGGCAGCAACGCUGAAGAGUGGAGCAAGCUCGCCGGCUGGUUUGUCAAGCACAGAGUCUUCUCCCAUAACCUCAAAUGGAUGAUUCAAGUACCCAGGAUCUACGAUAUCUUCAGAGGCAGGGACUUUGUGCCCCACUUCGGCAAGAUGUUGGAGAACAUUUUCCUUCCCGUGUUCCAGGCCACCAUCAACCCGCAUGCCAACCCAGAGCUCAGCACCUUCCUCCAGCAUGUGACAGGUUUUGACAGUGUGGACGACGAGUCAAAGCACAGUGGCCACAUGUUCUCCACUAAGAGCCCCAAACCAGAGGAGUGGGACAUCGCCAAGAACCCCUCCUACACCUACUACAUCUACUACAUGUAUGCAAACAUUGCUGUGCUCAACCAGUUCCGCAGACAGAGGGGGAUGAACACAUUCAUGUUCAGGCCUCACUGCGGUGAGGCCGGUGCCGUCACCCAUCUGCUGGCUGCCUUCAUGACUGCUGACAACAUCUCUCACGGCCUCAACCUCAAGAAGAGCCCUGUGCUGCAGUACCUGUACUUCCUGACACAGAUCCCAAUCGCCAUGUCCCCUCUCAGCAACAACAGCCUGUUCCUGGAGUACGCCAAGAACCCCCUGCUGGAGUUCCACAAGAAAGGCCUCGUCGUGUCUCUGUCCACCGACGACCCCAUGCAGUUCCACUACACCAAGGAGCCCCUUAUGGAAGAGUACGCCAUUGCAGCCCAGGUCUUCAAGCUCAGCACCUGCGACAUGUGUGAGAUCUCCAGGAACAGUGUACUGCAGAGCGCCAUGUCUCAUGAGGAGAAGCUCAACUUCCUGGGUCUGGACUACCUGAAGGAGGGUCCAGAGGGCAACGACAUCCGCAAGACCAAUGUGCCCCAGAUCCGUAUGGCAUAUCGCUUUGAGACCCUGAGCUAUGAGCUCAACCUCAUCAAGGAGGGCCUGAAGACUAUGUAAACACACUCAAAUCCGACAUACACCCCCUUAAAACUCAUCUUUAUUGGGAUGUAGAAAAGUUUCUACAUUUAUUUUUCACAGCAACUCUUAAACAAGUGAAUCUUAAAGAAGCUGACCUUCUAACACACUGAGGUUCUCUCCUUUGGAAGAAGAAACUUUUUGAUAAUUGUUUUCACUGUACAUCAUCUGCACGUCUUGCCUAAUUGUCUCGUACAUUACAGCAUGUGUAUUCCAAAGGGGGCAACAUCGUGUAUAAGAAUGACAGGAAAUAAAAUGUAAAAAAAACAAAACAUA